ACCCUUCACAGGGCUUCACCGGCAAUGUCUGGAUCUACUCAACCUGUGGCCCAGAGCUGGCGGCCAACUGAACCUCGGUACCCACCUCACGCCAUGUCCUACCCAGUGGCAAUAACUCAACCGCACAUGGAUGUCGGGCUCUUGGAAUACCAGCACCAUGCCCGAGAUUAUCCUUCCCACCUCCCCCCUGGGUCUAUUUUGCAGCCACAGCGGAGAAGGCCGUCCUUGUUAUCGGAAUUCCAGCCAGGAAAUGAAAGGUCUCAGGAGCUGCACGCCAGAGCCGAUGCACAUGCCUACCUGUCCGACCUGAGCAAACAGUCGGAAAUGGAGUACCUCGAGACCAAACGCCCCCGGCUGGAGCUGCUGCAAGACCCCCUGAUGAGGCACUCUCCUCUGCUCAACCAGAGUCAGCAGGGAGGGACAGAGGAUCUCUCAAAGGAUCGAGGGAUAACUGGAAAGCUGGAACCGGUUUCUCCUGUCAGCCCUGCCCAUCCCGACUCCGAGCUGGAUCUCUUACCCUCGCGGCUGUCCAAGGAGGAGCUGAUCCAGAACAUGGACCGGGUCGAUCGCGAAAUCACCAUGGUCGAACAGCAGAUUUCCAAGCUGAAAAAGAAACAGCAACAGCUGGAGGAGGAAGCAGCGAAGCCCCUGGAGCCGGAGAAGCCGAUCUCACCGCCGCCAAUCGAGUCCAAGCACCGCAGCCUGGUCCAGAUCAUCUACGACGAGAACCGGAAAAAAGCAGAAGCUGCUCACAGGAUAUUGGAAGGGCUGGGACCGCAGGUGGAACUGCCUCUGUACAACCAGCCUUCAGACACCAGGCAGUACCAUGAAAACAUUAAAAUAAACCAGGCAAUGCGGAAGAAGCUGAUUUUAUACUUUAAGAGGAGAAAUCAUGCUCGUAAACAGUGGGAGCAGAAAUUUUGCCAGCGCUAUGACCAGCUGAUGGAAGCCUGGGAAAAGAAAGUCGAGCGUAUCGAGAACAACCCGCGGCGCCGAGCCAAGGAGAGCAAAGUGCGCGAAUACUAUGAGAAGCAGUUCCCGGAGAUCCGGAAGCAGCGGGAACUGCAGGAGCGCAUGCAGAGGGUAGGACAGAGGGGCAGCAGCCUCUCCAUGUCUGCGGCGCGCAGUGAACACGAGGUGUCAGAAAUUAUUGAUGGGCUCUCGGAACAAGAGAAUCUGGAGAAGCAGAUGCGCCAGCUCGCUGUCAUCCCCCCCAUGCUCUACGAUGCCGACCAGCAGCGCAUCAAGUUCAUCAACAUGAAUGGCCUCAUGGACGAUCCCAUGAAGGUCUACAAGGACCGGCAAGUGAUGAACAUGUGGAGCGAGCAGGAGAAAGAGACCUUCAGGGAAAAGUUCAUGCAGCACCCAAAGAACUUUGGCCUCAUCGCUUCCUUCCUAGACAGGAAAACGGUGGCAGACUGCGUCCUCUACUAUUACCUGACCAAAAAGAACGAGAAUUACAAGAACCUGGUGAGGAGGAAUUAUCGGCGGCGUGGGAAGAACCAGCAGCAGCAGCAACAGAUGCCCCGUAGCAGCCAAGACGAAAAAGAUGAAAAAGAGAAGGAGAAAGACAUGGAAAAGGAAGAAGAUAAGCCAGAAGCCGAAAACGACAAAGAGGAACUGACAAAGGAGAAGAAUGACGAUACCUCCGGCGAGGACAACGACGAGAAAGAAGCCGUGGCGUCCAAAGGGCGCAAAACCGCCAACAGCCAGGGCCGCCGCAAAGGGCGCAUCACCCGCUCGAUGGCCAGUGAGGCCAACCACGAGGAGGUGGCUGUUCCCCAACAGAAUGCGGAGCUGGCCUCUCUGGAGAUGAAUGAAAGUUCUCGUUGGACAGAGGAGGAAAUGGAGACCGCGAAGAAAGGUCUUCUUGAACAUGGACGCAACUGGUCAGCCAUUGCCAGAAUGGUGGGAUCCAAAAGCGUUUCGCAGUGUAAGAACUUCUACUUCAACUACAAGAAAAGACAGAACCUGGAUGAAAUUCUACAGCAGCACAAACUGAAAAUGGAGAAAGAAAGGAACGCCAGGAGAAAAAAGAAAAAAAACCCUGCUGUCCAUAACGAGGAAGCAGCCUUCCCGCCAGCAGCCGAAGACGAGGAGAUGGGUCAGGAUGGUUCGGGCACCAGUGGCAACGAAGAGGAGAUGGCUGAGGAGGCAGAAGUUGCAGUAAAUAACAGCUCCGAUACAGAGAGUCUUCCUUCGCCCAGACCUGAAGUCAAAGAAAACACAGAAAAUGGGCCCAAACCGACCCCUGAGUCCAGAACCGACGUCGAAGAACCACCCAUGGUCAAGAUGGAGGACGCCCCUUGUUCCCCAGCAGCCGACACCACGCCCCCUGAUACCCAGUCGCCUGCGGAGGCAUCCGCCGAGCCAGCCUGCAGCGAAGAGAAGCCACAGGAGGAAUUAACGGUGGACGUGGUGAAAACAGAGGAGCCGGAGGAAAAGCCCAAGAGCCCAGAGCCAAACCAGGGCAAUGUUAAAAUGGAGGAAGGGGAGGACCCCCAGGACAAGGACAAGGUGGACGACGCGCCAACUGAGGAGGGCCACAGCAACAGCGACGUGGCCGUGGGGGGCGAAGGGGCACCCAAGGCCGAAAAGGAGAACCACAAAACUGGGAAAACCGGAGGGGCCAAUCCCGACAGCGACUCCAGUGCCACGUGCAGCGCAGAUGAGAUGGAUGAACAUGACGCUCCAGACAAAAACAAGUUGUUGUCCCCCCGGCCCAGCCUCCUCAACGCGACCCACGACGCCCGAGCCUGCUCCUCGCCUCAGAAGCCACUGGACCUGAAACAGCUGAAGCAGAGAGCCGCUGCUAUCCCGCCCAUUAUAUCGGACAGUUUGCUGGAGGGAGCCUUGCAGAGCGGAAGCGCGAAGCCUCAGGUGCCUCAUCACGCAUUGGCCCUCUACCAGCAGCAAAUCACUAAAGCCCACGAGUCCUCCCAGGAGGACCCGGCACAGAGCAAGCCAGGUCCGCCCCAGCAGCUGGCCGAAAAGGAGCCUCUGCCCAGCAGCAGCCCCAGGGCCCAGAGCGCGAGCCCGACGGCGGUGGACAAAGAAGAGAAGCCGAUGCAUUUCACCUCCCUUCCAGAAGGACAGAAGCUGAGCGGAGAGCCUGCCGUCACAACUUGCUGGCCCCCGGUGCAUCCCUACCAAGGGCCCUCACGGGAUGUGAUCAGAACCUCUCCGCAUACUGAGCCCCACGUAUUUCAGUAUAACCCCCCAGGUCACCCCAUCCCCUUGAACGUGCAUGAAAGUUCUCGGCCCGGACUCCAAAGACUGUCGGCCAUCUCCAACCCUCCCCCUCUCAUUUCUACCAAGCAUCCUUCCAUUCUUGAAAGACCCCUUGGCUCUGUUUCCCAGGGAGUGCCUCUCCAGCUCCACACUCCGUUCAGCUCCGAGCAUGCAAAAGUUCCCAUCGGGUGUAUCGCUAUGGGCCUACCGUUGACGAUGGACCCCAAGAAGCUGGUGCCUUUCCCAAGCGUGAAGCAGGAGCAACUCUCUCCCCGGAGCCAGGCGAGCCAGCCUGAAAAUCUGGUUGUGCAGACAUCACAAGAGAGUUCAGUCCUUAGAGGAGCGUCAUUGGGCUCGUUGUCGGGAGGAAGCAUCACAAAAGGCAUCCCCAGCACGAGGCCGCUGCCGGAGUCCCCCAUCACCUAUCGAGGAUCCAUCACGCACGGCACCCCAGCCGAAGUGCUGUACAAAGGAACCAUUACCAGGAUAAUCGGAGAAGACAGCCCGAGCCGAGCGGAGAAAGCGAGAGAGGAUGGUUUGCCAAAAGGGCACGUCAUUUACGAAGGGAAGAAGGGACAUAUCUUGACCUAUGAUGGUGGCGUCACUGCUGUGCAGUGCCCCAAAGAGGAGGUCAGAAGUGCCGUAGCCCCGCACGAGACCACUGGCACCAAACGGACCUAUGACAUGAUGGAAGGAAGGGUCCCACGGGGCUUGUCCGGGCGUGACCUUUCGUCCGCUAGCAUAGAAGGUCUGAUGGGCCGAGCCAUCCCGCCGGACAGGCACAGUCCCCUCAACUUAAAAGAACCACAUCACAUCCGGGGCUCCAUCACACAAGGAAUUCCUCGAUCCUAUGUGGAGGCCCCCGAGGACUACCUCAGAAGAGAAGCCAAACAGCUCAAGAGGGAAAGCACGCCGCCGAGGGACUUCUCCGAUGCCUACAAGGUCAGGCCACACGAGAGCCUCGCCCCUUUGAAAAUGAAAUCAGCUCACGAAGGCCUCGUUGCCACAGUGAAGGAAGCAGGGAGGUCGAUCCAUGAGAUUCCCAGGGAGGAGCUGAGACGGACGCCCGAUCUCCCUCUGACGAGACCUCUGAAGGAAGGCUCUAUCACCCAGGGUACCCCGCUGAAAUAUGACAGCAACGCAUCAGCAAGUGCCAAAAAGCAUGACGUCCGAUCCAUUAUUGGCAGCCCAGGGGGGACUUUCCACCCCAUGCAUCCCCUGGAUGUCAUGCAGGACCCGAGGACUCUGGAAAGAGCUUAUGAGGAGAGUUUGAAAGGCAGACCUAGCCCAGUGACGAAUUCCAGUGGAUCCAUCACAAGGGGGUCCCCCGUGAUUGUGCCUGAGCCCGGGAAGCCCCGACACAGCCCGAUGACCUACGAGGACCACCAGGCAGCCCACGGGGCGGCCUUCGGCAGCCACUUACACCGCGGGUCACCUGUGUCCACGAGGGAGCCAACGCCGAGGCAGCAUGAAGGAAGCAUCUCUGCCGGCAAGCCUGUAUCCCAGGACAGAAAGCUCACCCCGACGCCACGAGAAAUCGCCAGUUCCAAGUCUCCUCACGCCACCCUCGUGGAUCACCAUCAUCCCAUGUCUCCCUAUGAGCACUUGCUCCGGGGAGUGAGCGGCGUGGACUUGUACAGGGGACAUAUUCCGUUGGCCUUUGACCCUACAGCUAGGGGAAUCCCCCUGGAAGCAGCUGCUGCUUACUACCUGCCAAGGCAUCUUUCUCCCAGCCCGACAUACCCCCAUCUCUACCCUCCGUACCUCAUCCGUGGCUACCCGGACACGGCUGCCAUGGAGAACCGGCAGACCAUCAUCAACGACUACAUCACCUCCCAGCAGAUGCACCACAACGCCGCAGCCACCGCCAUGGCCCAGAGGGCAGACCUGCUGCGUGGCCUGUCCCCACGAGAACCCUCCCUGGCACUCAACUAUGCAGCAGCAGGAAUAAUUGACCUGUCUCAAGUGCCACACCUGCCUGUGCUCGUGCCUCCCACCCCUGGCGCCUCCGCUGCCUCCAUGGAUCGGAUCGCGUACAUCCACAGCGCGCCCCAGGCCUUCAGCGGUCGACACAGCAGCUCCCCGCUCUCCCCAGGAGGCCCUACACACCUGACCAAACAGACAGGACAUUCGGUUUCCGAACGGGAGCAAGAACGAGACCGUGAACGGGAGCGUGAAAAAGAGCGCAAGAAAUCCGUCUUGCAAGCCACGAGCACCGUGGAGCAUGCCCCUAUCUGGAGACCAGGUACAGACCAGAGCAGCGGCCGUUCGUCCACGCACUCUCACAACCACAAACACUCCCCCAUCUCGCCUCGCACCCAGGAGAACAUCCAGCAGCGCCCCAGCGUGCUGCACAACACAAACAUGAAGAUCAUGUCUUCGGAAAGCCUUACCCCAUCGGUUCUGCGAUCCUCCGCCGCCGCUACCACGUCACCAGUCCGCUCCUCAGGCUUCUCUGCGGCAUCCACGUUGCGUGGCCCUGUCAGCGGCAUGGACACCUACUCCCCCAUGAUGGACUCUGCCCAUGCCCACAAGGAGGCCUCUCGGCCCCAAGAUGCCAAAACAGAACGCCCCCCGGCCGACAACAACAUGUUCGCCUCUAAGCUGUCUGCCGGGAUGGGCCCAGAACAGUCGUCUUCGCCCAUGAAAGCCAUGGAGGCCAGGCCGGUGCCCUCCUCCAGGACGGGGCCUACACACCCGUACGGCAGAGGACAGGGAAAAAACACGCCGCACCACCAUUCCCCCCUGGACCAGUCGCUUCACGCGGGGCCCACCAGUGAGCAGCUCGGUAGAGAAAAGAGUCUGAGUAAAAGCUUUUCAGUACAGGAGCAGGAGCUCCGAGCACUCGGUAAGACCACCAUGACAGCGGCCAGCUUCAUAGAUGUGAUUAUCAUGCGUCAAAUUUCUUGCGAUAAGGGGAAGCGAGAAAGAAGCUCGCUAAGUAACGACGCCAAUAGCGAUGGUUUCCACGGAGGUUACAGCCCCGACGGCGUUGAAGCAAUAAGCCCCGUGAAUUCCCCCAGCAUGCCACACGAGAAAGGGACAAAGUUGCCCCAGGAUAUGGAGAGGGGGCGCGGAGAGCACGACCUGCGGACAAAGCAGCCAGGCCCCCUCAAGCCUUCUGCCGCCGAAAUCUCUCACCUGCAGCAGCUCCACCAGCUCCCCGAUGGUCGGCAGUCGCCGUUACAGGGAUCACAAAAUGCCAAAGGAAACCAGCGGGUUGUCACCUUGGCUCAGCACAUCAGCGAGGUGAUCACGCAAGAUUACACGCGGCACCAUCCCCAACAGCUCAACUCCCACAUCCAGUCGCCAGUGUACUCCUACCCGGGAGCUCCGUGUCCUGUGCUGGACCUCCAGCGGACUCCCAACAAUGCUUACCCCCAGCAGCUGGAGCACCUCCCCAUCUCCAGAAUCUCUCCAGAGAUCGAAGGAUGCAAAAGGUCUCCAGAGCCCCUUAAAGCACCUGCUUCCGACAACUGCAUAGAGCCCGUCUCUCCACCAGAGGGAAUGGGAGAGCCCGAUCCGUUGCGGAAUGCCACGUAUCCCAUCCUGUAUCGAGAAGGGGAACAGCUGGAUCAGAGGAUGGGCUCCAAAUCCCCCGGGAACAACGUGCAGCCCCCAGCCUUCUUCAGCAAGCUGACAGAAAGCAAUUCCGCCAUGGUGAAAUCCAAGAAGCAAGAAAUGAUCAAGAAGCUGAGCACAAACAACAGGAGCGAGGCGGAGUAUAAUAUUGGACAACCUGGAACAGAGAUUUUCAACAUGCCAGCCAUUACUGGAACAGGGUUAAUCAGUUGUAGGAGCCAGUCGGUCCAAGAAAAUUCCAGUACCAACAUGGGGUUGGAGGCAAUUAUUAGGAAGGCCCUAAUGGGUAAAUAUGACGAGCAGUGGGACGAGCACUCUCCUCUCGGUGCCAAUGCUUUUAACCCUCUGAAUGCCAGUGCGAGCUUGCCUGCUGCUCUGCCCGUAACCGCUGCUGACGGACGGAUUGACGACAUGCGCCCCUUGCCAGGAGGAGGGAAGCCAAAGAUUGCUGCCAGAGCCAACAGUCGCAAGGCCAAGUCCCCAGGGCCGGGCCUGUCCUCCACAGAGAGGCCGCCGUCGGUCUCGUCGGUUCACUCCGAGGGAGACUGUAACAGGAGGACGCCGCUCACCAACCGUGUCUGGGAGGACAGGCCCUCAUCUGCAGGCUCGACGCCGUUUCCGUAUAACCCGCUAACGAUGAGGCUUCCGACCGGCAUAGUGACUGCCCCGCCUGCCUCCGUUCCGCAAGGCAGCUCCAACAGCCAACACCACGGGUGGGAGGAAGAACCCAAACCUCUGCUUGUCUCACAGUAUGAAACUCUAUCGGACAGCGAAUGAAAGGGAGAGACGGCGAGAUGGG
This is a messenger RNA of Euleptes europaea (tarantolino), 7612 nucleotides long. It is a transcript of the gene NCOR2, whose product is annotated as nuclear receptor corepressor 2. The transcript is spliced from 46 exons. Gene Ontology annotation, biological process: negative regulation of transcription by RNA polymerase II. The record is from RefSeq and is a predicted model, not a curated record. Lineage: Eukaryota; Metazoa; Chordata; Lepidosauria; Squamata; Sphaerodactylidae. Gene Ontology annotation, molecular function: transcription corepressor activity. The coding region runs from base 25 to 7590 and encodes 2521 amino acids.